This is a messenger RNA of Stomoxys calcitrans (stable fly), 3181 nucleotides long. It is a transcript of the gene Hsepi, whose product is annotated as D-glucuronyl C5-epimerase. Gene Ontology annotation, biological process: heparan sulfate proteoglycan biosynthetic process. NCBI's taxonomy places the organism in Eukaryota, Metazoa, Arthropoda, Insecta, Diptera, Muscidae. The record is from RefSeq and is a predicted model, not a curated record. Gene Ontology annotation, molecular function: heparosan-N-sulfate-glucuronate 5-epimerase activity. Bases 255 to 2267 code for a protein of 670 amino acids. Gene Ontology annotation, cellular component: Golgi apparatus. The transcript has 6 exons.
UAAAAAGUAAAUACAACAAAUACCGUUCACAGCUACGGCUACCAACUUACAUUUAUUAAAUUGCAAUAAAAAUAGCUUUGAAAUGUGAAUGAACAAAUAAAAAAAGUUAUGAUAAAGUAUAAUAUGUACUAAACAUAUCUUGUUGUUUAGUGUAUAGCUUGUGUGAUUUUGGCAAGUUGUAAUGUCUUCGUUGCAUACAUGGAUAUUAGCCAGAUACCGAAUGUGCAAAGUAAAACUGAGGCAAUAAUGUAAAAAUGCGGUCAUGCUACAAAACUGCUACUCCAAACUGUGACAAAAAUUCCGAAACAAAAUUAUUGAUUCCGCAACAUUUUUCCAUCAUCAGCAGUUUUGACAACAUUACGAAUAGCAACCUACAAAAGAGGUUAGUUAUCAUUAACCCACAACAACAUAGGCGAUCAUAUACAAAGCGUGAGCCAAUUAUAAUAUUUAUAAUGCGCUUAAAUCUAAAGGCAGUAUUACUCUUACUAACAAUAGCCGUGGUGGUUAUAACAUGUGCUGUUUAUAUGCGUUGCGCCGAAUUUAUAUUUCCUCGAGAUUUGGUGCGGCAUUGGGAUCCCAAGUUGUAUGCUGUAGGCAGUAGCUCAGAUCUGAUCAAUAAUAAUAUUGGCGAUGACGGUGGUGAUGGUGCAAAUGAAAACUCAGUUCCAUUACAGGACAUCAAGUGCCUAAUAAAUCAAGAGUAUACCAUAAGUUGUAAACGUGAUGAAGAGGCGCGUGAAGUGUACGUGCCGUUUUCAUUUUUGCGCACAUAUUUUGAUAUUUCCGGCUCGAUGAGUAAUCCGUCUUCGCCACAAACACUGGAUGGGAAUAGCAACGAUGGACAAGCUGUUGAGCAACAGUUUCUUUGGAUGCAUAGUACGGCGAAAAUAAAUCUACCGAGAGCAAAGUACGAUUCCAAAGGACUUUUUAUGUACUUUGAAAAUUAUAAUGUUGAGGCUCGAGAUCGUGUCAAAUGUAUAAGCGCAGCAGAGGGUGUUCCAAUUAGCACCCAGUGGGAAAAGAAAGGAUAUUUUUACCCAACGCAAGUAGCUCAAUUUGCUCUUGCACAUUACAGUAAAAAUCUCACCGAACCACCACCCAGGAUAAAUAUACUGGAGAAUGCCGACAGCAUACGCAACAAGUGGAGUGUCCCAAAGAGCAGCAAUCUUUCAAGAAUUUGGCAUCCUAAAUUUAAUUCAUCUGUCAUCCAAUAUGAAACUGCCGUUGACUUUGACAGUGCCAUUACAUUGAAUAAUAUCAAUCAGGCUUUGGAUUUGGUAUUAGGUGUCGAUCUGCUGUUGAUAACAAAUAGCAGCAGUCUGUUGGUCACUGUGGAAAAUCACGAGACUAAACGUACUUAUCGCGUUCACUAUAUACCAGCCGAUUUACUUCUUAGUGUACAAGAAGACAAUAUUUACUAUGGCUUGGGUGUACAAAGCCUUAAUAAAUGGAGGCAUUUAAUCAGAGAUCUUCAUAUUGAUAUACAAAAGGGUCUCUCUAUUGAGAAUCCAAAGAAGUCCACCAAUAAAGUGAAACGAUCGGAUUUACGUGUGCUCUCUAUAUCAUUUAUGGGAAUAGGCUUUUUCGACAACGUUUCAUUAUCGACCACCAAUCAUUUGGCCCAUUUUUAUGAUGCUGCCGAAUGGUUCAUAAAUCAUCAAGACUUACGCACUGGUGGCUGGCCCAAUCCAGUGCGACGAAGUUUAAAUGGAUUCACGGAGCUUAAACCAGGUUGGUUGUCUGCAAUGGGACAAGGUCAUGCCAUUUCUGUAUUGGCACGAGCCUACUGGCAUUCAGGCGAUAAACGUUAUUUAAAGUCGGCCGCUUUGGGAUUGAAACCAUAUCGUAUAUUUUCGAAAGAUGGUGGUGUGCUGGCACAGUUUAUGGAUAAAUACUUUUGGUAUGAAGAAUAUCCUACAACUCCAGCUUCAUUUGUACUGAAUGGUUUCAUUUACUCCCUAUUGGGUCUUUAUGAUCUCAAUUCGACGGCACCAUCGUUCAUUGGAAAAGAGGCAGGUAAACUUUUCGACCAGGGCAUGCUGUCGCUAAAGAAAAUGUUACUACUAUACGACACUGGUUCGGGAACUAGUUACGAUUUGAGACAUCUAAGUUUGGGUGUGGCGCCUAAUUUAGCCCGCUGGGAUUAUCAUGCUACACAUGUCAACCAACUUCUAUUGUUGGCCACCAUAGAUAGCGAUCCAAUUAUAUCGCAAACAGCCGAACGAUGGAAAGGAUACAUGUUUGGCAAGAGAGCAAAACACAAUUGAGUAGAAAAUAUAAGGGUGGAGCGGUGAAAGCAAGAACUCUUGUCCUUGGCAAGAGACAUUUAAUGGUUCCACCACUUAAUAGUUAAUUAACUUGCAACAAAACAAUUCCUUAGUACUGCUAUGUAUAUGCAUUUGGUACUCAAAACCUCUCUUGUUCUACAAGAAUCUGAUAGUGGAAGAAGACCAUGAUGGAGAAACAAUUAAGUGAUAUUUGCACAUUUGAACUUAAGUAUUUGUUAUUUAUUUUUGUACUUUGAAAUGAGUCGCGAUAGACGAAAAGCCAGACUUUCCUAAAAUUUUAGAAUUUACGAUGAAAUCUUUAUUCUUGUCCUUUUUUCAUUUAACGGUUAAUACUGUUCAAAACAGUAUUCAAAUAUUAGUAGUAUUAGAUUUUGUUUUCUUUUAUUUUCUACUUAUUGUUUAUUUUCAUUUUUUAUGUACAUAAAUAUUUGUAACUUUUAUUGCUGUUUGUGUUGGUGCUUAAAUAGACAUACUUUCGUUUUAAGUUUUAUUUUAAACAGAACUGUACCUUCUAUGAAUGAAUCAAUUACGUAAACUUAAUAAUCCAUUAGCAAAGCUUGAGCAAACAAGAGCAUCUGCCGGAGGCAGCGAAUCACUUGUAUUUCAACUAACCCCAUUUGCCAUGAAUACACAAGUAAAAACUUUUGUAAAAUAAUAAUUCUACGUUUUUCACAUUUUGAAAUUAAGUGAUUCCAAAUAUUUAAGAUUUAUAGAUUUGUAAAAUAAAUAUGUCAUGAAUCACUGAUGAUUUAUUGAAAUGGAAACCUAUACUGUAUUUUCACAGUGCUACUUUUAUACAAACUUUUAUUUUUUUUUAAUAAAGCUUUGCCCAUUUAAGUUGAAGCUUGUUUCUCAUAGACAGCUUUGCUUAAACGGUUUGAUCAAAAAACCAA